Gymnodraco acuticeps is the source of this 2609-nucleotide messenger RNA. RefSeq names its product sphingomyelin phosphodiesterase 4 (gene smpd4). NCBI's taxonomy places the organism in Eukaryota, Metazoa, Chordata, Actinopteri, Perciformes, Bathydraconidae. Gene Ontology annotation, molecular function: sphingomyelin phosphodiesterase D activity. Gene Ontology annotation, biological process: glycerophospholipid catabolic process; sphingomyelin catabolic process; ceramide biosynthetic process. The record is from RefSeq and is a predicted model, not a curated record.
AAGUUGGCGUUGCUUCAGUACCGCCUCAGUAUGUCCAGCAUGCCGAGCCAACCCUUCACCCCACCAGGCUCUGGGACCCUCAACACCUACCAAGAGCCGUUCAGCCCCACGGAGGAACACGUGUUGGUGGUUCGUCUCCUUGUGAAAAACCUCCACGCCUUCUCAAACAGCCUGAAGCCGGAUCAGCUGACCUCUUCCCCCCCGACACACUCACACACACACACUCACGCCAGCCCCCUGGAGGAGUUCAAGAGAGUGGUGGUGCAGCGCUUCGUGCAGCAGAAGCUCUACCUGUUCCUGCAGCACUGCUUCGGCCACUGGCCUCUGGACGCCUCCUUCAGAGCAGUGUUGGAGACGUGGCUCAGCUACAUCCAGCCAUGGAGAUACACCGGAGAGAAGAUCAACCCUCAGGCCGACCAGAACAGAACGGUCCCAGAGAAAUGGGAGUUCUUUGUGCAGGAGAACCUCCUCAUGUACACCAAGCUCUUCCAGGUUCUGCUGAACCGAACCGUCAGGACCGACCUGGUCAACGCCAAAAACGCUCUGAUGGUUUUCAGAGUCUCCAAAGUGUUCGCUCAGCCAAACCUCGCCGACAUGAUCCAGAAAGGAGAGCAGCUGUUCCUGGAGCCGGAGCACGUCCUUCAUCACCGGCAGCCGAGAGGAUACCUGACGCCCAAUCAGGGAGGCAGCUUCCUUUCGUCACGGCAACGCGUGGUGACAGACAUGGUGUUCAGGGUGAAGAGUCACGUCUACGCUCUGGAGGGACAAGACUGCCAGUACAAGCAGAUGUUCGGAAACGAACUCAGAGGAGCGGUCAUGAAGUUGAUCCAAAUCAUCGCCCAGGCCCGACAGACGGCCAAGAGGAUUUCUGAUCACUCCAACGAGGUGGCGGCCAGCAACUCCUUCCUCUCGUGGUUCGGGAUGGGAUCCUCGGACCUGAACAACACGUUCUCCGGCGCCGAGCCCGAGGAGAGCGGCGAGUGUUUGAAGAAAACCCACGAGUUCCUGGACCGAGCGCUGGAGCACCUGUGUCAAAUCUUCAAGCUGAACCAGGGUCAGCUGACUCAGCUCAUCUCCACUCUGGGCUCCUGUCAGGACGAAGGGAACUGCAAACAGCUGCCGGACUGCAUCCAGGGAGAGAACGGACUCCUUCUGACCGACCUGGGCCGCAAACAGAUCAUCAGUGGCCAACGCAGGUUUGACAUCCAGUACCAGGGCGACCCGGAGCUGCAGCCAAUCAGGAGCUACGAGAGCGCCCUGUUGGUCCGCCUCCUCUACAGGGUCUCCAGUCUCAUCAACCACAGGUUCGGAGCUCACAUGGACGCUGUUUGCUCCCGUCCGGACUUCCCGGGUCGCCUGUGUCGUCACUUCCUGUCUGACGGUGACUCCGCCCCCAGGCUGAAUCAGAGCCCGUUGUCGCGGCGAUGGUCAGAGCGUCCGAAGCGUCCGAGGCUGAGCCUGCGUCGGCUCGCCAGCUUCAGGACCCUGAUGGUUCUCCUGCUGAUCUACGGCCUGGGAGCCAUUCUGUCCUUCAGCCCCGUCUCCAGCUCCAUCAUCAUCCUCACCGGGGGCUUCCUGUACGGACUGGUGCUCACACUGCUCCAAGACAAACUGAAAACACACUGACACACACACACACAUUAACAGACUCACACAUAGACACAGACACACACACACACACACACACACACACACACACACACUGAAAACCGUUUAAAGUCCAGAGGGAAGUCAUCAAUUCUCUUGUUUUUCUAACCAAGUCUAAAAUCCUUAAAAUAUUCAUGUCUUAUAAUGUCAGAUUGAGUUAAAAGAGCAGAACACACACACAUGCACGCACGCACACAGACACACACACACCUGGAACGGGAGCAGAACAAAGAUCAGCUUUGAUUGUUUUGAUGUGUGUUAUGGCUGCAGAUAACUGUUACUUUUUUACCUUUUUUAAUAAUCAUUUUGACUUGAAAGUCCACAAGGAAGUCACCAAAUCUCUCGUUUUUCCAACAAUCAUUACAAAUGUCUUAUGUCAGAUCGAGUUAAAACAGCAGAUCUCUCUCAGACACACACAGUUGUCCUUGAAUAUUCUUUUUGACUAUAAAACACCAGCAAACAGUUAAAGUCCAGAGGGAACUCAUCAAAUGUCUUGUUUUCCAACCAACCGUCUAAAAUCCUCAACAUAUUCACGUCUUAGAGUUUAAACAGCUAAAUGAACAUUAGAGCGUCUUAAAUGAGAAGAUAUUUGUCUUUUUUCUAAAUAUGUGAGCUUGUUUCAGAGCCAUAGUCUGUUUCUACGGAUGAUUUUAUUCUUUUCAUGCUCCUGACAUUUACCUUCACGUUUCCCAGACUUUCCGAAGGGACAGCUUUUUAAGCGGGACGUGUGAAACCCUGUUGGACAGCUUUAUUUUCCUUUGAUAUGACUGCUGAACUCUUUCAGAUGUAAACCCUGCACAUAAACACAGUGUUGUUGCUCCUCUGUUUUCAGAAAGCAUCUGACAAACGGGUGCAUGCCAAAACAUUCAACGUGAUAACAAACAAUAAAACUGACUAUUUGUGUGACGGCAGGAUGCGUUUUUUGUCCAAGAGAUUCAAUAAACUGUUUGCACUUGUUGGGA